Messenger RNA from Salarias fasciatus (jewelled blenny), 834 nucleotides. RefSeq names its product low choriolytic enzyme-like. The record is from RefSeq and is a predicted model, not a curated record. Gene Ontology annotation, molecular function: zinc ion binding; metalloendopeptidase activity. The coding region runs from base 1 to 834 and encodes 277 amino acids. NCBI's taxonomy places the organism in Eukaryota, Metazoa, Chordata, Actinopteri, Blenniiformes, Blenniidae. Gene Ontology annotation, biological process: proteolysis. The transcript has 7 exons.
AUGAGGCUUCCCCUUGAGCUGCUGCUGUCGCUGCUGCUUCUCGGCCUCUGUAACGCCCAUCAUGGCAAAGCAAGCUUUCUGGAUUCGGUGUCAGAGGAUCUCGGUUCUGGAGAGGAGGCCUCAGAGGAUACAGAGGACAUAACCACCACCAUCCUCAGAUUGAACAACGGAUCUAGAGACCUUCUGUUUGAAGGAGACUUGAUGAUUCCAACAACAAGAUCUGCAAGGAAGUGUCUGAAUAGACCAGACAAUUGUCUGUGGCCUAAGAACCGGAACGGAGAUGUGGAGGUCCCUUACAAACUGAGUGAAAAAUAUGCUCGAGAUGACAAGUCUCAGAUUGAACGCGCCAUGAGAGACUUGGAAUCAGAAACAUGCAUUCGGUUCGUUCCGUACAGACGGCAAAGAGGAUACCUGAACAUUGAACCAAGAUUUGGCUGUUCAUCUACGGUUGGUUACGUGGGAGACAGGCAGAAAUUGUCGCUGCAGAAGGGUUGUUUGGUUUUUGGCAUCAUCCAGCAUGAGCUGAUGCAUGCGCUGGGCUUCUUCCACGAACAAAGUCGGAGCGACCGCGACCGCCACAUCAGAAUCAACUUUGAGAACAUAUUGAGUUAUUAUAAAAACAACUUCGAAAAACAUGACACAAACAAUCUCGGCGUUCCAUAUGACUACUCGUCUGUGCUGCACUAUGGAAAGACGGCCUUUGCAAAACCUGGAAUGGAAUCGAUGACUCCAAUUCCAAACCCCAAUGUUGAAAUUGGCCAGAGGAGGAGGGCUUCGCCUGCUGACUUUCUCAAGAUCAACAGACUCUACAAGUGCAGGAUGCACUUAGGAUGA